GGUUCUGUUCCUUUUCUUUUCUUUCCUUCUCCAUGGUACUGAAGGCCCAACUUCUGAACUGGUCAUAUUUCUGACCUGUAGGUGUACAUCUGGUGUUCUACAUAGUUACUCUAAAAGUUGCAUGGUGAAAAAUAUUUGGCACCAAUUCUGGCCCAGUCAUUUGUGGUCCGUGGCUCUUGUGAUAUGCUGAAGAUUUCCAGGCAGUUUCUGUGGAACACCUCCCCGUCCAGCUCUAAUCAAGCACCAUAUUAACAAGAAAUGGCCUGGUCAGAUCUGUGAGGACUAUAUUCUGAUUGCCAAAAAGAUCAGUACUGACACCAGAAUGGCAGCCACUCUCAAGCUGUUAAAACCUCGAGUGUUUUGUAAUCCUUUUGCCUACGCCGCAACCCAAAGUGUGGCAUAUUGGAAUGUGGGAAGCAGUACAUGGCGUGGCAGACAGGACCCUCCAGAACACAAUAGCCCCUGCCAUCCUGCCAAAGAAGUUGAGAACAUUUGUAGCACCUCCUCUUCUCGGAGGAUCCUGACAACCACCAGGGCCCUCUUGGAUUUGGAAUUCAGCAAGGCUUCUGUCUCUAAGACCCACCCAUUGCAGCUGAGCUCACCAAGGACCUUGAAAGUUGAUGAAGACGAUGUGGAAGCCUUUGAUUCCCUUGAAGAUCCCCGAGUUUUUCUACAGCUAAGACCGGAGUAUCAGCUUCACAGCUAUAACAGAUCUGAGACUUGUCAGGUUCUGCCUGUUUCAGAAGGUGAUCUAAUUUUGCACAGUGUCACCAUUUUAAAAAAAAAUCUCCAGCCCCAGAUUAUUGUUGAUUAUUUCUGUAAGCUGAGCUCUUUGCCUGCAGAGCAGCAUCCGGAUUUGCUGUCCAAAACCAGCUUUGUUUUGCUCUGCCAGCUGAGUGUAAAAAACAUACAGUUCUUUACUGCCCCAGAUCUGAUCAGUAUUUUGAAAGCUUUCGUCGCUUUAGGAAUCCCUCACUCCCACCCAAUGUUAGAUGUGUAUGAAACCAAAUUUUGCCAUCAGGUGUGGCAGAUGAACCUGGAUCAGCUUCUCUUGGUGGCUGACCUCUGGCGGUACAUGGGCCGCAGAGUACCUCGCUUUUUAAAAAUCUUUUUUAGUUAUCUUAAUUUACACUGGAAAGAUCUUUCCUUACCCCAGCUUAUUCACUUAAUUUAUAUUAUAGGUGAAAAUCGGCAGGUGCCCCAGGACCUAAUGCAAAAACUGGAGUCAUUGAUCCUCAAGUAUAUAGAUUUGAUCAAUUUAGAGGAGGUCGGUACAAUCUGUUUGGGAUUCUUUAAAUCAAGUAGUAGUCUCUCUGAAUUUGUCAUGCGGAAAAUUGGAGACUUGGCUUGUGAAGACAUGCAGCAUCUGAGUAGUCAUGCCUUAGUGAAUAUUCUUAAAAUGUUCCGCUUCACUCACAUGGCUCACAUACAUUUCAUGAGGCGAUUUGGACAGAUUGCGCCUCAGCGAAUUCCUUCCCUGGGAGUUCAGGGUGUCAUGCACCUGACUCUUGCUUGCUCAGCCUUACGCAUCCUGGAUGAAGGAGUAAUGAAUGCUGUGGCUGCUACUUUGCCUCCUAGAGUAGCACACUGUCGAAGUAAAGAUGUUGCCAAAAUUCUGUGGUCAUUUGGAACUCUGAAUUAUAAGCCGCCCAAUACAGAAGAAUUUUAUUCUAGCCUGAUAAAUGAGAUCCACAGAAAGAUGCCUGAAUUUAAUCAAUACCCAGAACACCUGCUCACCUGUCUGCUGGGCCUGGCAUUUUCUGAGUACUUUCCAGUAGAGCUCAUCGAUUUCGCUUUGAGUCCAGGGUUUGUUAGGUUAGCUCAGGAGAGUAGUAAAUUUGAACUCAUUAAGGAGCUGUGUACUCUUGAUGGUACAGUUGGCAUUGAGUGUCCAGAUUACAGAGGCAGUCGUCUUAGUUCUGAUCUUCAGCAAGAAGGGUCUGAAAUGCUGUGGAAUUUAGCAAGGAAGGAUAUGACCGCAAAGCCUGAAUUCCUAGAAGCUCUUUUUUUACUUGAAUCCAUGUUGGGUGGGCCCCUAUACAUCAAGCACCAUAUGAUUUUGCCUCAUACCCGAUCUUCUGACCUAGAGGUCCAGCUUGAUGUCAACAUGAAGCCAUUACCAUUUAACACGGAAGCCAAACCAACUGAAGAUGUAGCCAAAUUAAGACUUAAGCAUGUGGGACUCAGCCUUACAGAUGAUUUGAUGAAUCAGCUAUUAAAAGGGAAAUCAAGAAGGCGUUUCCAGGGGGGAAUUGAGACAGAGAUUGGGCAGCAGCCCAUGGAGUUAGAGAAGAAUGCAGCCAUACACUUGGGAGAUUCCCUUUGCGAUAAGGCAGACAGAUUGGGGGCCAUGGAAAUGGCUGGCUUGUGUCCUCCAGCCUGCCUCCAGACCCCACGAGUGAAGCUGGCUGUUCAGUUGACAAACAAGAACCAGUAUUGCUAUGGUUCCAGGCAUCUGCUUGGACUACACAACAUGAAGAGGCGGCAGCUGGUUCGGCUUGGGUACCGUGUGGUAGAAUUAUCCCACUGGGAAUGGCUCCCACUGCUGAAACGAACUCGCUCAGAAAAGCUAGCAUUUCUCCAUGAGAAAGUGUUCACCUCUGCACUCUGAAGGGUGAAAUAUAAGAGAAAUAUAAGUAUUUCUACUUAUAAAGACUUUAGGUGUACACUGUACCAGGUGGUGUGAAACUGAUAAAAGCUAGAAUGUUGGUUUGGUAAUACAGUCAUCUGUUGUGGGGAUUUAGCUGUGCUCUCAUCUGUGGCAGAUUGGAACUAGUUUAAGUAACUGAAUUUAUUGUAACCUGAUCCAACUGUACAAGUUGCUGCUGAUUUGUGCAUAUUAACUCCUAGGCAAAUAAACAUCUUAAAAUGUU
Choloepus didactylus (southern two-toed sloth) is the source of this 2873-nucleotide messenger RNA. It is a transcript of the gene FASTKD5, whose product is annotated as FAST kinase domains 5. NCBI's taxonomy places the organism in Eukaryota, Metazoa, Chordata, Mammalia, Pilosa, Megalonychidae. The coding region runs from base 323 to 2611 and encodes 762 amino acids. The record is from RefSeq and is a predicted model, not a curated record. Gene Ontology annotation, molecular function: RNA binding. Gene Ontology annotation, cellular component: ribonucleoprotein granule; mitochondrial matrix. Gene Ontology annotation, biological process: regulation of mitochondrial mRNA stability; mitochondrial RNA processing. The transcript has 2 exons.